AUGCAGCACCAAGGCCUGGACAUUUCCAUCCUAAGGAGUUUGUGCAAGGUCUGCAGAGGGAUCUUCCCCAGCGAGGACGCCCUGCGGGCACUGAGCAGGCCCAGCCUCCUGAGGACGGUUCACACCACCCUGGGCUGCAUUGUACGCAACCUGGACAUCCUGAACCAGCAGCUCUCCAAGACCAAGGAUGCCCAGAACCUGGAGGCCGCCAAGUGGAAUGUCCUAGGCCUCCAGAACAACAUCCACUGUAUGGCCUGGCUCCUCAAUAGCUCCCUGGAGACGCCCGAGCCUACGCCGGCGGACACGGGGACCCAGCCCUCAUGGCUGCCGGACCCCAGCCAGGGCACCUGGGCAGCCAAAGUGGCUGGCUUAAAGUUUCUGUAUGGCUACCACAGCUUCAUGCAGGCUGCGGGGACGGUCUUCAGGGAAUGGGGGGACAGCCUGAGCCGCAGUCGGAGACACAGCCCCCGGAGACACAGCUCCCAGCGGGGCCGCCAGCACAAAGGGUCUCGUAGGACCGUGAGCCCCAGAAGGGUCAGGGGGCCUGGGCCCCAGAGCUGGCUGCCCCGGUAG
Perognathus longimembris pacificus (Pacific pocket mouse) is the source of this 573-nucleotide messenger RNA. It is a transcript of the gene Osm, whose product is annotated as oncostatin M. The record is from RefSeq and is a predicted model, not a curated record. Gene Ontology annotation, cellular component: extracellular region. Bases 1 to 573 code for a protein of 190 amino acids. The transcript has a single exon. Gene Ontology annotation, biological process: oncostatin-M-mediated signaling pathway; immune response. Gene Ontology annotation, molecular function: oncostatin-M receptor binding; cytokine activity. NCBI's taxonomy places the organism in Eukaryota, Metazoa, Chordata, Mammalia, Rodentia, Heteromyidae.